AUGGCACCGUCAAGAGCCGUCCUUCUUCGCCGCAUAGCCUCCGCAGCCGCAACACCAUGCUUACGACCGACGUCGCGUCUACUCGCCACAUCUUCAUAUGCAUUAUGUAGAACACAACAGUCAUCACCUCUACGUCCGGGCCUGUUGCAGCAGUCAAGGUUCCCCACAUUGUGCACACGAUUAUAUUCGCAGUCAGCCAGCGCAGCGCCUGAAGCACCGGAUUACCUCAACGAGGCAGAAUUGCACGUCUUCAAUAAAAUAAAAUCGGAGUUGGAGCCCGUGAAACUGGAGGUCCAAGACAUCAGCGGCGGCUGUGGGUCCAUGUACGCGAUCCAGGUCGAAUCCCCCAAGUUCAAAGGCUUGACGGUCAUCAAGCAACACAAACUGGUCAACGAGGUGUUAAAGGAUGAAAUCAAGAGCUGGCACGGCGUGCAGCUACGGACAAAGGCUGCUUGA
Molecule: messenger RNA, 456 nt
Organism: Alternaria burnsii
Lineage: Eukaryota; Fungi; Ascomycota; Dothideomycetes; Pleosporales; Pleosporaceae
Exons: 2
Coding region: 1-456 (151 amino acids)
Source: RefSeq, a predicted model, not a curated record